AUGUGUGAAAAUCUCAGCUGGCUUUCGAUAUCCCAGAAUAUUUCUGCAACUGGCGGUCCUAAUACUUCGAAUGCAAAUUCUGCGAGUGGAAGUGGUGGUUCCUCCCCACCAACGGGAUCCAGCUCAGGCGGUUUGACUGGCUCGUCGACUGGCUUAAGCUCGUCUACCGGGUUUAGUUCUACCACGACUGCCCAACCAGCACCAUCACUUUUCUUCCUCGAGGGUGGCGAGAGCUUUUCUGGUUAUUUCGCCGUACUCGGGGAAGAUGGUAACGUAUUCUUGACAGACGUAGAAACUGCUAGUGGGACAGGAUUUUCGAUUAAUUCGUUCGGAAAAGUUUCAACUCUCGAGGAACCACCCCAAGAUCUACUUUAUCGCAGAAACAGUACUGCUAGUAGUAGAAUUCGAAGAAGGCAAGAUGACCUUAUCGACUGGGGUGACUUGCUUGCUGCACUUCCUGAUAUAGCAACCACAUUGGGAGUUACUGAAAGAUUCCAUUUCGAGGGCAAGGAGUUGCUGCUGGAUACCGGGGGGUUUACAUAUACCCUCUAUGUUCAACAACAGAAUGGAACUUACUACCUUAUGAAAAUGGCUAGGCGGGGAAGCAAUAUCCCCGAAUUCUUAACAAAGCUGCCGUUGACAUGGGCGAGUACUAGCGGAACAGUUACUCUCACGAAACCGCCAAUUUCAACAUCUACUAACACAGGCGGUUUAAAUCCUUCGGAUAUCCUUGUUUACGAUAUCAUCACUUCGUCGAAACUCGAAAGUUUUUGCUCUUUGCUUCUGGGGUACUUCGGAACAGUUACAUCAACCUUAAACUCAAUUGCUUCAAUUGCAACCAAAACGACCACCUUGCUCGAAACCGCGAGUUUUCCAAGGACUGAGACGAGUACUAUUAUUGAAACUUCGACCGGUUCCCGUUACACAGUGUGGAUUAUAGAGACUGCAACUGCCUUAAGAUCGAAGCGAAUGUUAGAUAAUGGUCGAGAGAUAGAGACGACGGUCACAUCCUACCUCCGGAGGACCGUUACUUCAGACAACAUCGAAACUCCGGGCCCUCUCAAAACAUUCCCAGCAGCACAGGUCCGAGCUGGUUGCUCCAUGGCAGUCACAGCCCCCAUAACCUCCACCAUUAUAACCACUAGUAUCACUUCUGAGCCAUACAUCGAAUCAAGAAGAUCAACUAGCACACCAGUCGUCAUUUCGGCUACAACCAGUUCCACGAUCACAUACAAUAUCUUAAGCACUACUCUACACGGCAAUGGUGUUCUUCGAGCAGAAAUCACUGAGCUGGCUCCCAGUUUGCGACCUAUGAUAUAUGCAAACCGGCAAGUCAACGGCGACACUUCUAUUCCAACGCCAGGUGUCCAACUUGGUAUGUUUGUUACCAGACAAUCUUGGGGGGUCUCAUACGCUAGUAAUGCCCACCGUGCGCUUAUAAUUACUCAACAUCUUCGUUCUGGUACUGUGAUGAAUACAUAUGGUUGGCAUAUCUCUACGUCUGUCAUUGCGAAUCCACAGUCUUCAAGUGUAAUUUCGGCAUACCAGGUUAGUAUAGCUGUUAUUGGGAGUUCUGUAGUCACAAGACGAGAUGUCAAUGCGGUGGAGGCGGCACCAAGUCCAGUUCCGGAUGGCGCAGCGGCGCCUGAACCGGCUCCUGUUGAGAGUGCUGGUGCUUCUAGUUCCGCUGCUGCUAGUUCUAAGGCCGCCAGCUCUCCUGCCGCAGCUGGUAGCUCUUCUGCUGCGGCUGGUAGCUCUUCUGCUGCAGCUGGUAGCUCUUCUGCUGCAGCUGGUAGCUCUUCUGCUGCAGCUGGGAGUUCUUCCGCCGCCGCCGGUAGCUCUUCUGCCGCCGCCGGGAGUUCUUCUGCCGCCCAAAGCUCCAGUGCGCCGACAGCCGUAGGAAUCCUAUAUAUGGACUCUAGCGAUGGAUAUUUAUAUCCUAUGAAAAAUCUUAUGAGUCAACUUGAUGGAUACGAGAAUAGAGAUACGUUUUGGGUUUGCACUAAUGAUGCGGCGAUCCCACGUACUACAUUGUACUUAUAUCGAUCAACUGGUUUUGCGGAGCUGGUGGCUAGGCAUGAGCCGACUUUGACUGGUUGUUCGACUUUUCAUAGUGUUUUACCGAUGGUGAUUCCGGCUACUAGAUAG
Messenger RNA from Orbilia oligospora ATCC 24927, 2148 nucleotides. RefSeq lists its product as uncharacterized. The coding region runs from base 1 to 2148 and encodes 715 amino acids. Lineage: Eukaryota; Fungi; Ascomycota; Orbiliomycetes; Orbiliales; Orbiliaceae. The record is from RefSeq and is a predicted model, not a curated record. The transcript has a single exon.